Molecule: messenger RNA, 857 nt
Organism: Rhodotorula graminis WP1
Lineage: Eukaryota; Fungi; Basidiomycota; Microbotryomycetes; Sporidiobolales; Sporidiobolaceae
Exons: 3
Source: RefSeq, a predicted model, not a curated record
AUGGCUAGCUCGACACGGCCACAGCUCGACGAGGACGACCUCCUCGACCGCUCACCGGCCCUCGCCCGCCUGCGCCGCAAGCGCCUCGCCCCCUCGCGCUGGCGCGACCUUGUCAAGGCCGCCGCCGGCCCUCGCCCGCCCAAGGAGCCAGAGCCGUGGGAGUGCUGCGGCAGCAGCUGCAAGCCCUGCGUUCUCGAGCUGUACCGUGAGGAGCGCAAGGUGUGGGACGACGUCCAUCCCGACGGCGUCAGCGACGACGAGGACGACGCAUUCGCCGAGCCGGGCGACAAGGACGUGCCGGCCCAGGGUCCGGCGCCUUACGACAACGACCAGGUCGAGGGCAGCGUCAAGCCUGCGCCCGCGACGACGGCGCCUCAGCCCAAGGCCGACUCGCCCGCCAUCGAGAUCGAGCUCGAGGCGAUGGCGCUCGUCGACGCGGUCGCCGUCAAGCAGCAGUCGCCACGCCUCGUCGAGGCGGCCGGAUGAACGAGAUUAAGCCCAUGAACAACAUGACGACCGCGCGACAGCAAGCUGCGCCCUCGCUCCGCCUCGCCCGUCGAGCGCAGAGCCCGCUCGAGCCUGUUCGCCCGGCCACAUGAGGCCGGUCCUGCCCGGCCGAGGGAGACGAUGUCGCCCUACCAAAGACCUCUCUCGGCAUCGACCGCUCGUCGACGAGCGCGACGUCAGCGCCGGGAGACGAGCAGCGAGUCGCCCGUCGAGCGGAGCUACUCGACCCGCCCACGGCGGCGACGGCAGCGAGGGCCCAGCUUCUGGCGACGCCUGCCUACUUCGAGCCUCCGGCGUGUCUGUCUGUCUGUAUCGACGUUCUGCAACGACGACCUGAGCGUGUCAUCGUC